Messenger RNA from Teleopsis dalmanni, 425 nucleotides. RefSeq names its product male accessory gland serine protease inhibitor-like. Bases 83 to 334 code for a protein of 83 amino acids. NCBI's taxonomy places the organism in Eukaryota, Metazoa, Arthropoda, Insecta, Diptera, Diopsidae. The transcript has 2 exons. The record is from RefSeq and is a predicted model, not a curated record. Gene Ontology annotation, molecular function: serine-type endopeptidase inhibitor activity.
UCUAGUUUCAUAUUCAAUCGGUGAUUAGUUGGUAAUCAGACACUCCAGCAACGUAGCACCUUGUGAGAUCGCAGCUAUUAAAAUGAAAUUAUUUUUAUAUUUACUUUCUGUAGUUUUUCUCAUUAAUGCAGUUUUGGGUUUAAAAAAUGCAGCCAUUUGCGGUUUGCAACACUCGAAGAAUGGAGACGGUAAGAUCGCCUGUUUAGGUUAUAGACAGUCCUGGUCUUAUAAUUCUGCCGCAAACGAAUGCGUGCAAUUCAUAUAUGGCGGUUGCCAGGGCAACGAUAAUCGUUUCGAUUCCAAAGAAGCGUGUGAAGAUACCUGUAAGGAAUAACUUGAACCCAAAAACUAGCAUUUCAUAAGGAUAUGGAACAGCGAAUGUCUAUCAAAACUAUAUAAAUAAAACAAACGUUUUAACAAUUGAA